Sorghum bicolor (sorghum) is the source of this 1379-nucleotide messenger RNA. Its product is annotated as RPA-interacting protein. The coding region runs from base 278 to 1006 and encodes 242 amino acids. The record is from RefSeq and is a predicted model, not a curated record. The transcript has 6 exons. Gene Ontology annotation, biological process: protein import into nucleus. NCBI's taxonomy places the organism in Eukaryota, Viridiplantae, Streptophyta, Magnoliopsida, Poales, Poaceae. Gene Ontology annotation, cellular component: nucleus.
AAAUUAAGACAAGUAGACGGUGGACAGCCCAAUUAGCCAGAGCCCAGAACAGGAGGGGCGAAUAGCACACUCCAUCCUCGCCGGCGGAGACGAGCCGCGCCCGUCCGUAAAUCGGAGCUCCGGCGUGGCUAGCAGCUGGUCUUCCUUCGAUUCGGCGUCCUCAACACCUCACGCGCGACCAACCGCAGGUCUAGCGCGAGCUCGCAGUUCACACGGCUACAACGUCGAUUCUGUGGGCGCCUCGUCUCCGAUCGAUUGACGGCGGGACCGAGCGUCCAUGGAUUCGGCAGGGCCCAGGAGGGUCUCCCUCAAAGCCCGCCGCCCCGACUGGAAAUCGGAGCUUAGAACAAAUUGCCUCAGAAGAGUUAGAAAGGACAGAACUGACUUGCUUUGGAAGAUCAGGGAGCAGGGGCAGCUGCCAGCCAAUGACAUGGAAAAGGUUGAAUCUGCUGUCAGGAACAUCAUCUCUGAUGAAAUAGAGAAACUCAAACAGUCCAAUGAAGGAAAAGAGGACCAAGAAAUGGAUGUCAUAUGGGAAUAUCAAGGACCGCAGGCUGCUGAGCCUGCUGAAGUUGAAAGUGAAGAUAUAUUGCUUGAAAUGGAAAGACUUCUUUAUGAAGAUAUUAGAGAAGAACAAAUCAGAAAACAACUAGAGGCACUUGAUGAGGAAGAUGCAUAUUUAGCUCAAACUGUUUUUGAUCACAUGCAACUAAAUGACAAUGAGGCUGCUGAAACUGCUAAGCUCUGGUGUCCAGUAUGCAAGCGAGGAGAUCUACGAGAAGCACAUAAUCUCAUAUAUUGCACUCUCUGUAAAUUACGACUUGACCUAGGAGAAGAUAAGGUAAUGAUGCUGGAGUUCUUACGAGAACGGUUGGCCAAUGCGCAUACGGAUCACUUCGACAGAGGAUGCAAAUCAGCACCCAAGUUCUGUUUGCAGACUAUGUUUGGCUUGACUGCACUCUACAUACAGUGUGAAGAAUGCAGCACAUUUGAUAUUGUGGUAUAAUGCUUCAACAGAGGAAAGGAAAGAAUAUUACAAAACCUACCUGAAGUUGUUCCAUCGUUUCAUGUUAGAUUAGCUGGUUAAGUUAUGAGAAGAUGGGCUGUACAUCAGAAAGGUGGCACAAACUCAGCACCCAGAACACGUUCAUCCAUGCAAGCUUCGAGUGAAAACAAUCGACAUACAUACAUAUGAAAUUUUCAUGUAUGUCUAACUUAAAUGUUGCUGGUUGUACGGUGGGUAGUAUAUAUGCACUUGACCAUGGUCAACAUCUUGUUGCCAGUUUACUUAACGUUGAAACUGCGACUACAUUGAACAGUAUUAACAGAGAUGUUCAUUUAUCUGAUGAUGCUGUGAACUCAGUGUCGAGGUUUAUGUC